AGCCGAAGAUGUCGGCUCCGUCAUGUGAUCAGCUGUGUCCAAUCACAGCUGAUCACAUGGGACAUGUACACUGAUCAUCAGAGCACUGAUGAUCAGUGUGCCCUGAUGAUCAGUGUAGCCCCAGCAGUGCCACCUGUCAGUGCUCAUCAGUGCCUCGUGCCAGUGUCCUUCAGUGCCUACCAGUGCACAUCAAGGCCACAUAUCAGUGCCCAUCUGAGCUGCCUUUCAGUGCCACCUAUCAGUGUGCAUCAGUGCCACCUAUCAGUGUGCAUCAGUGCCGCCUAACAGUGCCUGUCAGUGCCGCCUAACAGUGCCAGUCAGUG
Messenger RNA from Staurois parvus, 323 nucleotides. The record is from the annotation of a GenBank genome assembly. Lineage: Eukaryota; Metazoa; Chordata; Amphibia; Anura; Ranidae.